UGUUAUGAAAUUUCUUUUAAAUGAUGUGUAAAUAUAUUUCUAUCUAAUUUUUACGGUCUUUAUGAUGAUUUCCGAAUUUUUAUUAUUUAUAUACUUUAAUUUUAUAUUUCCCUUGUUUUGGAUUUUUUAGUAUUGUUUCAAGGUACAAAUAAGUUUACUCAUUAUCCAUCUUAGACAUGUAUUUUUCCAUCUUUUGUAGAAUUAGAUGAUGUUUAUAACUCCUGUACUUUUUACUGAUUUUCAUUUGUUUUAGCAACCUUCCUUUUUGGGGGCCAUCCAGAGCUCAAGCUGAGAUUCUGAACAUUGGUUUUACCUGAAAAACCCUGAAAGAAGAAAGACUCGUCUUAAUUUGGUUUAUUCUAUCUGGUUCUUCAGUGAAAUUCCUGGUGUUUUCUCUGUUCUACCAGAAAAAUUGGAAAAAUAUUAUAGAUUUAAGUCUUGGUUUCUUGUUAUAAUUUAUGCUAUGUUGUUUAAAGUGUUGAAUUUUCUGGCAUUGCACUUUAUUUUAAAAGAUUCAUGGAAUAUUUCAGUUUCUCUCUGUAGUAUGAUUUUAUGUCUUAACAUAGAAUGUUAGGACAUGGUUUUUAUUCUUACACUCAUGUUAAUUAUUUCUAUUUUUAGGAAGAGUAAUGUAAUAAUCAUGAAGAGCUUGUUCUUGGUAAACCACUCCUUAUUUCUUUUUAAGUCUAAUUUAUUAUUUGUUUUCUUUUUGUGUAUAUCAUAUUAAUUUCCUAUGAUUUAGAGAGUGUUGUAAAGAAGUAUAGUCAUGCCCAAGCGAAUAUCGAAGAGUUGGUUAGUCUUGGUUGCGUGGUAUUACAUGGCAUUGAUGCAACGAAAAUAGUUCACAAUAGCAUGUUGAAGGAGCAAUUUUUUGAUAGAAUCGUGUUCAACUUCCCUCAUGCUGGUUUCCAUGGAAAAGAAGAUGAAAACUGGGUCGUCAACCAUCAGACACUCCAUGCCCGCAACACCCGCUCUGGAGGUUUACAGACAGAGAAUAAGUGGGUUGUUGUUGCAAUGGAAGGAGAGACGAGAGUUGCAGAUGUGAAGAAAAUAAAGCAUUAUUGGAGCUCCCACAAGAUUCUUCUAGUGGGAGAAGGGGACUUCUCAUUUUCACUCUCCUUGGCAAGAGCUUUUGGCUCUGGAGCUAAUAUGGUUGCAACUUCUCAUGAUACCAGAGAAAUGUUGGAAACGAAGCAUGAAACAGCAGUUGGUAAUGUUGAGGAGAUAGAGAAGUUGGGGUGCCUGGUUUUGCAUGGAAUCGACGCAUCUGAGAUGAGCGAGAAUGAGGUCUUAAAGCCAAUGAAGUUUGAUCGAAUUGUGUUCAACUUCCCUCAUGCUGGCUAUCACACUAGGUGGGAGCAUCAAAAGUACCAAAUCAAGCUUCACAGGCGAGUGGUGAAGGGGUUCUUUAAGAAUGCAGGGCUCAUGCUUGAGAAAAAUGGAGAAACCCAUAUCACCCACAAAAUUGCAUACCCCUUUUGCAAGUGGAAGGUAGAGAAACUAGCUCAGAAAAGUGGUUUAAUCUUGAAGGAAGAAUGCAUUUUCUCAAGAGAAGAUUAUCCCGGUUACAUCAACAAGAGAGGGGAUGGAAGGAGAAGUAAUGGAACUUUUCCAGUUGGAAAAUGUUCCACUUUCAAAUUCAAGAUUGCUAAUGAAGAUUGGAUGAAAAACUGAGCACUGGAAAGUGUUUUUAAAGAGAUGAAAUCAAAGUGUGCUUUGUUAAGGCAUAUAGAGUUAUAGACCUUCAAGUUUGAGUUCAUCACAGCCUUGAUAUUCUGGUAAAAGUAGUUACUAGGUAUGUUCUGAGGUAGGGAUCAUGGAAUAUAAUUG
Molecule: messenger RNA, 1830 nt
Organism: Amborella trichopoda
Lineage: Eukaryota; Viridiplantae; Streptophyta; Magnoliopsida; Amborellales; Amborellaceae
Biological process (GO): rRNA base methylation
Cellular component (GO): cytoplasm
Molecular function (GO): rRNA (uridine-N3-)-methyltransferase activity
Source: RefSeq, a predicted model, not a curated record